AUGGGCGUCGCAGCAACUGCUUUGCAAUCAACAGCCUACGCCAUUGCUGGCGUGGUGGCCCUCUAUGCUGCCUUUGUAACCAUUCUCACCGUGCCAGCGGUGCAGAACCAGGUCAUUUACCUAAACAAGGUUAAGCUGACGUGGUGGAUGGACGUCAACUACCCUGAGCAAUGGGGCUUCCUACACAACCAGGUCACACCCUUCACUUUGGACACGUCCGAUGGCGAGACACUGCACGCGUGGCAUAUUCUCCCGCCAGGAGCCUGGCAGGAUCAUGCCGAGGUCUUGCUCAGUGAGCCGGCUGGACUGGUUGAGGAUAUCAAGUUGAGGAAGAGCUUCCAAAUAUUAAGAGACGAUCCGGAGGCGCUGCUUGUGCUGUACUUCCACGGUGCAGCAGGGACACUAGGGUCUGGCUAUAGGCCGCCAAACUACAGGGCAAUAUCAGCAAUGGGGCCUCACAGAGUGCACAUUGUCGCCGUUGACUAUCGAGGCUUUGGUACCAGUACGGGCACGCCUUCAGAGAAGGGUCUCCAGAUCGAUAGCCAGAGGUUGGCGACCUGGGUGAUGGACGAGGUGGGCAUCCCUCCAGAGAGGGUCGUUCUCUUCGGACAAUCUUUGGGGACGGCCGUGGCCAUUGCACUAGCGCACCACUAUGCGCACCUCCAGGAGCCGAUCCAUUUCAGCGGCAUGGUCCUUGUCGCGCCGUUCGCCGACGUCGAGCUCCUGACGGCCACCUAUCGCGUGGCCGGCACCGUACCACUGCUGGAGCCCGUCGCCAAGUUCCCUCGACUGCUGGCUCUGCUCAACACCUUCAUCAGGGACAAGUGGUCGUCAAAGGCGCGACUGGCGGAGCUCAUACGCCUGCACAACGAGGACAUGGCCCGGCCUGAGUACUACAUCAACCUGCUCCACGGGGAGGAUGAUUAUGACAUCCCCUGGACGCACAGCGACCAGCUCUUCUGGCACGCCGUCAAGGCGAGUGAGGAGAUCAGCUUUGAGGAUCUCGAGGGGGAGAAGAAGGCGACCAGGCUAGAGAUGGGAAGUGGAGGCUGGAUGGUUGAGAGGAAGAGUGGGCGAGGCGUCAUUCGCGAGGAGAUUAUGAAGUACGGUCUGCAUGAUAGGAUCAUGGGAUACCCAAGCGUGAGCCUGGCAGUGUGGAGAGCCUUUGGCUUUGGUAGAAAGGACAAUGAGGCACAAUGA
This is a messenger RNA of Emericellopsis cladophorae, 1200 nucleotides long. Its product is annotated as Monoacylglycerol lipase ABHD12-like protein. The coding region runs from base 1 to 1200 and encodes 399 amino acids. The transcript has a single exon. The record is from RefSeq and is a predicted model, not a curated record. NCBI's taxonomy places the organism in Eukaryota, Fungi, Ascomycota, Sordariomycetes, Hypocreales, Bionectriaceae.